Molecule: messenger RNA, 4461 nt
Organism: Macrosteles quadrilineatus (aster leafhopper)
Lineage: Eukaryota; Metazoa; Arthropoda; Insecta; Hemiptera; Cicadellidae
Exons: 1
Coding region: 1-4461 (1486 amino acids)
Biological process (GO): proteolysis
Molecular function (GO): aspartic-type endopeptidase activity; nucleic acid binding; zinc ion binding
Source: RefSeq, a predicted model, not a curated record
AUGGAAAGAAAUAGGAAACUAAGAAAAACCUUCAGAACAGCAUUUACCAGAAUUUAUAAUGGGAUAAAUGAGGAGCUAUGCAAAGAUGAGCAAGACCUACACAAUAUAAAGGGUAAAUUGAGCUCUCUGGAAGGUAAGAUAGAAGAACUAAAAACUUUGGACAGGGAAAUUUUAGAUUUCUUACUUGAUUCUGAAGCAGAUGAAGAAGAGUUAAAUGAAGAAGUUAGGCUAGCAGAUGAAUAUGUAGAGAAGUUUAAUCGAAUUAGUUUAGCUGUACAGAGUAGAUUGAUUAGGCCUGGGUCUACUUCACCUGAGUCCAAUGGAUCUGUAAUGAGUAAAUCUACUGCUGUUAGGACUAAGCUGAAGCUACCUACUAUUGAAUUCACAAAGUUUAGCGGGGAUUUGAAGGAUUGGUUACCUUUUUGGGCACAAUUCAAAAGAAUAGAUGAUGACGAGAAUAUUGACGAUAUUGAUAAAUAUCAUUAUCUUGUGCAGGCUACUAUAGCUAAUUCUAGGGCUCGUCAGCUGGUCGAAAGUUAUCCUGCUACCGCUGAGAACUAUUCAAAAGCUUUGCAAAGUCUUAAAAGUCGUUUUGGUAGAGAUGACCUUCUCAUAGAAGUGUAUAUUAGAGAGCUUUUGAAGUUAGUGCUGAGUAAUUUAAACAGUAAGGUAGAAGUUUCUUGCAUUUACGAUAAACUGGAAACCCAACUAAGAGCAUUGGAGACAUUAGGAGUAACAACUGACAAAUGUUCUGCUAUGUUAUAUCCUCUUAUAGAGUCUUGUUUGCCCGAGGAACUGUUGAGAGCUUGGCAGCGUCACUCCGGCUAUGAAGUUGAUGCUGAACUUAAUAGACUUGAUGGUUUGAUGAAGUUUCUGCAAAAGGAGGUUGCUAACGAGGAAAGGAUUACUCUAGCCGCAUCUGGUUUUGAAAAUAGUAAGCAACCUAACCUACAGCCUAAAGUAAGUAAAUCUACUGUAUUUCGACCUAAGCCUAGUUACGCCAGACAUACUGAAAUGAUGCCGACAGCUGCUGGUUUAGUUUACCCAACGAAGUCUGAUAAGUUAAAUACUAAAGACGUUAAAUGUAUGUUUUGUGGUUCUAACCACUUAGCUGAAAACUGUAAAGACAGUAAAUUGACAGUAGAUGAGAAGGUGAAAAUCGUUGGGAAAAAUGGUUGUUGCUUUACUUGCUUAAAGUAUGGUCAUAGGAGUGUGCAAUGUAAAGUUAGAGUAAAAUGUCCCAUCUGUGGAAAGAGGCACACUGCUGUUAUGUGUAGGGCAUCUGAUGCAAAAGGAAGUUCAUUGAGUGAACAACCAGGCAAAGAAAGUUCUCUAGCAAACAAUGUUCACACAGAAGUGUUUUUACAAACCUUUCUAGUAAAAAUUAGAAACCAAAAUCGAGAGCGAACAGCACGUGCUUUAAUAGAUACGGGAUCACAGCGAUCUUAUAUUUUGAAAAAUACAGCAAAGGAAUUUGGCUACGACAUAGUCAGAAGGGAGAAGCUAGCUCAUGCUUUAUUUGGUGGCACUAGUACUGAAACAAUUGAACAUGCGUGUUAUAAGGUUAGACUAAGUGACUUAAAUAACAGCUAUGCCUGCAAUUUUGACGUUCUUGAUCAAGAUAUAAUUUGUAACGAUGUUACAACAGUUAAGCCUGGUCCUUGGUCCAUAGAGCUUGGAACACUGGGAAUUAAUAUAACAGAUGGAGACGGGCCUAUUGAAGUUCUGAUAGGUGCAGACGUUGCCGGGAAACUUUACACUGAGAAACGAUAUCUGCUUUCCAACGGGUUAGUUGCGAUGCACACUUUGUUGGGCUGGACUUUAAUGGGAAGAACUACAGUUGAAGGGAAUGACAGGUCCAGUUCUAUGGCAGUAAUUUCUUUACUUUCCCCUAUUGAUAAUAAAUCAAUUUCAGAUUUGUGGAGUUUGGAUGUUUUAGGAAUCAAGGAUCCAGUGGAGGUCAAGAGUGAAUCUUCAGUUAAAAGUAGAACAAUGGAACAUUUUGUAGAAUCUGUUUCAGUGGAAAAUGAUGGCAGAUAUCAGGUCAAAUUGCCAUGGGUUGAUGAUCACCCGCCGUUACCUACUAAUUCAAAAGUAGCACAGAAGAGACUCAGUAAUCUUACAAAUAAACUUAAUUCUAGUGGAUAUCUUAGUUCAUAUCAACAGGUGUUGUCUGACUGGGAGGAAUUAGGUAUCAUAGAGAAGGUUAACGAUGCUGAUUUGGAAAUUGGUCACUACCUACCGCAUCGACAUGUGAUAAAAGAAAACAGUCUUACCACGAAAUUGAGACCUGUAUUUGAUGCAUCCGCUAAAGAAAAGAAUCAGCCCUCGUUGAACGAUUGUCUAGAAAAAGGGGACAAUCUAAUUGAAUUGAUUCCGUCCAUAUUAAAUCGUUUUAGACUACACAGAUAUGGAGUUGUUGCUGACAUCGAGAAGGCUUUUCUUCAGAUUGGUGUACAUACGGAUGAUAGAGAUUUUCUUCGUUUUUUGUGGAUUAAUGAAGAUGGUCAAUUGGUUGUUUACAGACACGCUAGAGUGGUCUUUGGAGUUACCUGUAGCCCAUUUAUGCUAAGUGCAGUAAUAAAACUUCAUUUAGAAAAAACAUUAGACUUGAUAGAUUCUGGAUCGUUAAACUACUCAAGAAAAGUAGUAGAGACACUGUCGAGAAGUUUCUAUGUAGAUAACUGUAUGGCAAGUUUUGAUGACUUAACAGAUUUGAAUCUAUUUGUAGAUCAAGCGACUUCUGUAAUGAAAGAUGCUAGAUUCUGUCUUCGGAGUUGGGAGUGCACAGACAUUCAGAGUUUCAAAAAUGAUUCUACCUUGACACCUAUCUUAGGUUUAAAUUGGAACAAAAAUACUGACAUGAUUGAGUUGAAUUUUGAAAACUUUGAGUUUAAAGAGCCUGAAAUAGUCACAAAGAGAUCUAUUUUGUCUUUUGCUCACAAGUUGUUUGACCCCAUAGGUAUAACUUGUCCUGCUACACUCUUGCCUAAGAUAUUGCUGCAGAAAACGUGGGAAAGUAAAAUUGGAUGGGAUGACAAGGUUUCAGAAGAAAUAAAACUUUUGUUUUUAGAUUGGGCAAAGCAACUUGAGAUUUUUUCAAAUUUGAAAAUUCCAAGAUAUUUUGGAAAUGAAAUCGGAGGGAAUAUUUCUUGGACAGUUCACUGUUUUUGUGAUGCAAGCCAGGACGCUUAUGCGGCCGCUGUUUUCCUGAGGGGUGAAUCUAAUGGACUUGUAACAGUUCAAUUAGUUCAAGCGAAGAGUAGAGUUACACCUGUCAAGAAGAUGACUAUUCCUCGACUGGAGUUAUUGGCGGCUACCAUUGGCGCUCGUCUAACUGACAACGUCUUAAAGAGUUUGGAAUUUGAAAAUGUCAAAACAUUUUAUUGGACCAACUCAACCACCGUUUUGUCAUGGAUUCGUCGAGAAGAUUACUGGGGAGUGUUUGUUUGGAACCGAGUAAAGGAAAUAAGAUCCCUUAGUAGCAUCGAAUCAUGGAAUCAUGUUCCAGGCCAUAUGAAUCCAGCUGAUUUGCCGUCACGUGGAUGUUCUCCUAAGCAGCUAGUAGAGUCGAAAUGGUGGGAGGGACCACAAUGGCUAAGAAACUCAUCAAACUUGUGGCCUAACCAAAACUUCAGUGAUGAUUGUGAUGAGAAAGAAGUAAAUUCUGAACUUAGGAAGAUCAAAUCAACUACAAAGAUUCUGAUUAAUUCAAAACCUGAACCAGAUUGUUGGUAUUACAGAUAUUUCUACAGAUUUGAUAAAGUCGUCAGAUUGGGAGGCUGGUGGGAAAGACUCAUAAGACUAUUGAAACAGCUUCUUCGCACAGUCUUAGGAAGAGCUAGUUUGACUUAUGAAGAAUUUUUGACCGUUUUGUGCAGUUGUGAAUCUGUCAUAAAUAGUAGACCCUUGACUUACAUUUCAGAAGACAGCCAUGACAUGGAAGUUUUGACGCCAGCUAUGUUUUUGAAUGGUACGAAGGAGUAUGGAGUUAUUGAUUUGGAGCAGAUCAACUACACAAAUUUGUCUCGACGUUGGAACUUUAAAUUAAAAUUAAAAGAAGAUCUUGAACAAAGAUUUAGAAGCGAAUAUUUAAGUCAAUUGGUGUUACAUUCGAAGAAGAAGAAAUCUCGUCAAGUGCAAGUUGGAGAAAUUGUUUUACUUGGAAGCGACAAUACCAAACGGAUGGACUGGCCUUUGGCGAAGAUUGAGAAGAUACUUCCUGGAAAAGAUGGCAACAUACGUCUUGUGGAAAUGAAAACAUCAAAAGGAACAGUGCUGAGACCCAUACAACAUGUGUUUCCACUUGAAUUGGUCCAGCAGAAAGACAAUCAAGAUGGUAAUGAAACAUUCGAAAUGGAAGAUGAACAAGUAGCUGAAGGUGUUGGUCGUGAACAUGAUCAACCUGUUUACACACAAAGAGGAAGAAAAAUUAUACCCCCACGAAGAUACCUGGAUUAA